CACGUAUAAAGUUAGAAGCCCGCCACCAAGCUAGUGUUUCCGGGUACAACCACGCAAAGACACCGUCGGGAAGCACAGGAUGGCACAGGUGCAAAGCGAGGAAAAGGUUGAGAGGCCCGGCUCCAAGGGCAGCGAUGCGACCCCAACGCCCGCAAAGCCCGCCAGCGCAAAGCUGCCCUUCGUCGAGCACUUUGAGGGCCAGGACGCGGCGUGGCGCCAGCAGGCCGACACGCGGCUCGUGCGCAAGAUCGACGCCCGUAUGCUGCCCUGCCUUAUUACCAUGUACCUCCUCAACUUUCUCGACCGCAGCAACCUGGCCCAGGCGCGCCAGGGCACGCUGGAGAAGGACCUCGGCAUGAGCGGGACCGACUUCAACCUGGCCACGUCCAUCUUCUUCGUCGGCUACCUGCUGAUGCAGCUGCCGUCCAACCUGCUCAUCACGCGCGUCCGCCCGAGCCUGUACCUGAGCCUGGCGACGCUGCUCUGGGGGACCGUCAGCACCUGCAACGCGGCCGUCCAGGAGUUCCGCAGCCUCGUCGUCGUGCGAUUCUUCCUCGGCUUCGUCGAGGCGCCCUUCUUCCCCGGCGCCGUUUUCCUUAUGAGCUCUUGGUACACCCGCGCCGAGCUGACACGCCGCAUGGCCUGGCUCUACUCGGGCAACGCCCUGGCCAACAUGUUUGGGGGACUGCUCGGGGCGGCAAUCCUCGGUGGACUGGAGGGGGCACAUGGGAUAGCGGGGUGGCGUUGGUUGUUCAUUGUCGAGGGCGUCAUGACCAUUGGCGUUGCUAUUAUCGUGGGGUUCAUCCUUCCAGACUACCCCCACAACACCAAGUGGCUGAGCGAGGAGGAAAAGUCGUUUGCUGCCUGGCGCCUGCUGGAGGACAUCAACGAAGCCGACGACCAGCAUGCCGGCGUGUGGGCGGGAUUGAAGCUGGCCGUCAAAGAUUACCGGCUUUACGUUUUUGUGCUGCUCCAGCACCUCAACCUCGUCGCCCUAACGUUCCAAUACUUCUUCCCCUCCAUUGUCGGAACUCUUGGAUACAGCCCGAUCAAUACUCUCUGGCUUACGGUGCCGGUUUGGUUUGUAGCAUUCCUCGUCUCGAUCCUCGUGACAUGGACGUCAGCAAAAACACAAGAUCGGUCUCUCCACAUCGUUGGUCUGAUGCUGAUCGGCGCUGUCGGCAAUGCAAUCGCGGCGGCAACAACAUCGCUGGGAGCUCGCUUCUUUGCCAUGUUCCUCAUGCCCAUGGGCGCCCUCUCGGCCUACCAAAUCGUCGUAUCCUGGGUCGCCAAUUCGUUCCCGCGCCCGCUCGUCAAGCGGUCCGCGGUUAUCGCCAUAUCCAACAUGAUUGGAAACACGGCGUCUAUCUACGGCUCGUACAUGUACCCCAUCUCGCACGCGCCGCGGUACAUCCCAGGAGGUAGCGCGAAUACGGUAAUCUGCCUCAUCGUGGCGGGACUCGCCUUGGCGCUGCGCUUUAUCCACAAGAAGGAGAAUAAGAAGCUCGAGGCGGCCGAGGCGGGGAUUGGCAGCGGAGGGGUGUCUGUGGAUGUCGACAGGAGAGCAGUUGGCUUCAGGUACAUCUACUAGUUGAAUCUAGUGGUAGAGUGGUUGUUGGAUGUUGAUAUCUGGACCGCCCGUGGUUCAACGAGGACAAGGAAUAGACGGGAAAGGAACAGGGGAGCAGCAAACAACGUCAUAUGUCAAGGGGAUUUUUUUUUAGACACUGAUGAAAUAGUGGGCCUACCCCACCAAUGGGGAUCUCCAU
Gaeumannomyces tritici R3-111a-1 is the source of this 1769-nucleotide messenger RNA. RefSeq names its product phthalate transporter. The transcript has 4 exons. Bases 80 to 1591 code for a protein of 503 amino acids. Gene Ontology annotation, molecular function: transmembrane transporter activity. The record is from RefSeq and is a predicted model, not a curated record. Gene Ontology annotation, biological process: transmembrane transport. Gene Ontology annotation, cellular component: membrane. NCBI's taxonomy places the organism in Eukaryota, Fungi, Ascomycota, Sordariomycetes, Magnaporthales, Magnaporthaceae.